CCCGCGUCCUCCUGACAAGCAGCGAAAAACCUUCAAGCUUCUUCGCAGCAGCAACAUGUGGUCAUCUCUUGGUAAAUUUAACCUUCUCGGGCGACCUAUCACCCGACGACCACCGGUCCCUCGCCUUCGACAUACCAUCCCGAACGAGCUGGAGAAAAUCCCCAAGGAAAAGGACCCCCAGUUUUCCAAAAUGGUACAGUACUUCUAUCACAACGCCUGCGUCAAGCUGGAACCUCGUUUGGUCGAAUAUCUCAAAAAAUACCCGCGCAUGAGCGAGGAAGAGCGUCGGAAUCGAGUUCGCGCCAUCAUCCAGAUUGCCGGCGGUACGGCCAAUACGCUGGAAAUUCGUUUUCCAGUGAUGCGUGAUAGCGGACAGUACGAGAUUAUGACCGGUUACCGCUCGCAUCACUCACUGCAUCGGCUUCCGGUCAAGGGUGGUAUCCGGUAUUCAAGUGAUGUAACCCGGGAUGAGGUACAAGCCCUGUCCUCGUUGAUGACGUUCAAGUGCGCUUGUGUGCAUGUUCCGUUCGGAGGAGCGAAAGGUGGUAUCCGAAUCGACCCCGGUAAGUACAGUCCCAAAGAGUUACAGAACAUCACCCGGAGGUACACAAUCGAGCUAGCGAAGAAAAAUUUUAUCGGUCCGGGUAUUGAUGUUCCCGCGCCGGACAUGGGUACCAGUUCUCGGGAGAUGUCUUGGAUUGCGGAUCAGUAUAGCAAGACCAUCGGACAUAGAGAUAUUAAUGCGCUGGCGAUCGUUACCGGGAAGCCUCUACAUCAGGGUGGAAUCCGUGGCCGAACAGAGGCGACUGGAAGGGGAGUGUUCAUUGCUACCAACUGUUUCGUUCGGGAGAAAGAAUGGAUGAAAGCGAUUGGAGUAGAACCGGGCCUAGAAGGAAAAACUGUUAUCUUUCAAGGUUUCGGGAAUGUCGGAAUGUAUGGUGCAAAAUUUUUCCAUGAAGCCGGUUGUAAAGUAAUUGGGAUUCAGGAAAUUGACGUGUCGCUUUUGAAUGAGGAUGGCAUAGACGUCGAGGGGUUGAUCAAAUACAAAGAAAUUAACAAUACUAUUAAAGGGUUUCCGAACGCAACAGAAACGGAAGAUGAUUUGCUGAUUUAUCCAUGUGACAUCCUCGUGCCGGCAGCAGUAGAAAAAUCAAUCAAUUCUGAUAACGCGGGAAAAAUUCAGGCUAAAAUAAUUGCGGAAGGUGCAAAUGGUCCCACUACACCGGCAGCCGAUAAGAUCCUUUUGAAUCGGAAAAUUCUGGUCAUUCCGGAUUUGUACUGUAACGCUGGUGGCGUCACGGCUUCGUACUUUGAAUAUUUGAAAAACAUCAACCACAUUUCGUUUGGAAAGCUAUCCUUCCGACAGGAGUCGGAAAACUUGCGCGAGGUUCUGAAAUCCGUUCAGGAAUCACUUAAAGAGGCCUCAGUUUGUGUGGAUGUGACUGCAACGGAUGUACUGAAGCACUAUUUGGACAAUGCCAACGAAGCCGAUGUCGUGGCCUCCGGGUUGAAGUAUGUGCUGGAAACAGCUGGCCGCGGUAUCAUGGCCGUUGCAAAUCAACACAAACUCUGUUUGGAUCUGCGUACAGCCGCGUACAUCUGGUCGGUGGAGAAGAUUUUCAAGACCUACGAUGGGUCGGGGCUGGCCGUUUAGAAUUAGACAAUUU
Messenger RNA from Topomyia yanbarensis, 1667 nucleotides. Its product is annotated as glutamate dehydrogenase, mitochondrial-like. NCBI's taxonomy places the organism in Eukaryota, Metazoa, Arthropoda, Insecta, Diptera, Culicidae. Gene Ontology annotation, biological process: L-glutamate catabolic process. The record is from RefSeq and is a predicted model, not a curated record. Gene Ontology annotation, molecular function: L-glutamate dehydrogenase (NAD+) activity. Gene Ontology annotation, cellular component: mitochondrion. The transcript has a single exon. Bases 56 to 1654 code for a protein of 532 amino acids.